AUGCAAGCUCCCUAUAUACCAUGUCUUAAUGGCACUGGCAACCAUGAUCUCAUGUCUACCAACCCGACGUCAGCCAACUGUCCGAACUCGGUCAUCAUCGGCAUCUAUGGCCUCCCUGGAUCUGGCAAAUCGUUUUUGCUCAAUAUUCUCAAACUUGGCCUGAGCCAUGCCGAUUUUUCCUUCUAUGAUGGCAGCCAGGUCAUCGCAGCGGGCACGCCUGGGGGCCUUGAAGCAUUCCAGAACUUGAACGAAGAUGAUCAAGAAAGGGCUCGGGGUCAAGCGAUUCGAAAGAUCAAGCAAGAGAGCUUUCAAAGUGGGAAAAGUGCCUUAGUCGCGGGCCAUGCUAUGUUUUGGGCCGAAGGAGAAGGUGUUGGUCAACUGGUGUGCACACAAGCUGAUUUAGACACCUACACUCACAUUAUAUAUCUGGAUGUGCCGGCUAGGGACAUCGCGGAAUAUCGGUCGAGUGAUCAGAAACGAAGUCGUCCCGCAGUGUCAAUUGCUCAUUUGAGCAAAUGGCAGCAAGAGGAGAAAAGCCAGUUACGGCAACUUUGCAGGUCCCACGACAUCCUUUUCACGACCAUUACUCAACGCCAGAUAUCCAUGGACGACAUGAAUACCAGACUGGCGCAGCAACGCAUUGACGAGUUCAUAAUGAACGGACCCGAACGGCCGGAGACUGUGCUAGUCUUUGAUGCCGACAAGACACUAGCACCACAGGAUAGCAGUGAAUUGUUUUGGGAGCUGGCUUCUACAUCUUCGGCGGAGGCUGACGCGAAAUCUCCCUUGAAGAAUUUGUUUAGCAGCCGUUUGCACUACUCGUAUACUGCCUUCCGCCAAGCGACCUUACUCUGCGAAGAAGCCAUUGGCGACGAUGAAGAAUACGAUGAUCGCUGCGAGAAAGUAGCUCUCACGAUCAAAAUGUACUCUGAGCUUUUAGAUCUUCUUCACUUAGCGUCAGGCCAGACCCAUGUCCGCGCUCUGGUAUUGACUUGUGGGCUACGCAGAGUCUGGGAAAAGGUUCUAAAGAGGGAAGGACUGGCAACGACAGUCACGGUGGUUGGCGGGGGGCGCUUGUCAGACGCUCUUGUUAUGACACCUGCACUGAAAGCUGCACUCGUGACACAGAUGCUUCAAGUGGCCAACCAAGCAAUUGUUGUGACGGGCGACAAGACAUUGAGAAGCGCUAGCAUGGACGAGGCUUUAACAAGAUCUAUCGGAAAGGCCGGGUUUCUGCCACGCCAGGCUGUGCUUCCGUCAAAUGCAGCAGCUCGCCUCGAUGCGUCCCGGCUACCUUUAGUACAACUGACCGAUCAAUUUUUCGUUGACUCGAUAUUUAUCAGGCGCCAAAGCCUUCAUCUUCUUCAUGCUACGGAUCGUUUUGCGGCCAAAUUGCUCAUGACACCAACGCGUGAUGCAUCAGUUUUUGGACCAGCACUGCGAGAUGCACAUUCCCAAGUUGGAUGGUAUCUUGCCACUGAAUUCUGUACACAAAUUCUGGGUGUUGAGACGUACCAAGUUUCACAUGUCCAGGGUCACCAAACAGAUGGUUAUCGAGUUCUUCAUGAAGAGAAGACUUUGAUCGUGCCUCUGAUGCGAGGCGGUGAACCAAUGGCGUUGGGGAUAAACAAGGCUUUGCCGCUUGCCAUGUUUCUUCAUGCCAAAAACCCAAGCGAUGUCCAGUACGAGCAUCUUCAAGGUCGCGUCACAAUCUUUCUUGUUGACUCUGUGAUCAACACCGGCCAGUCAAUUUUGGAAUUUGUGCGACACAUUCGACACCUUCAUGCUUCUAUUCGCAUUAUUGUGGUUGCUGGUGUCAUUCAAGCGAAAUCAGUCUCUACUAGUAGAGUUGCGCUGGAGUUCUCGCGAUUCCGGCGUUUGUCUUUUAUCGCUCUUCGUCUAUCGGAUAAUCAAUUUACCGGAAGAGGUAGUACAGACACUGGACAUAGACUCUUCAACACAGUACACCUUGAUCAGUGA
This is a messenger RNA of Penicillium chermesinum, 1980 nucleotides long. RefSeq lists its product as uncharacterized. The record is from RefSeq and is a predicted model, not a curated record. The transcript is spliced from 3 exons. Bases 1 to 1980 code for a protein of 659 amino acids. NCBI's taxonomy places the organism in Eukaryota, Fungi, Ascomycota, Eurotiomycetes, Eurotiales, Aspergillaceae.